Messenger RNA from Neohortaea acidophila, 2052 nucleotides. RefSeq lists its product as uncharacterized. Gene Ontology annotation, biological process: homocysteine metabolic process. Gene Ontology annotation, molecular function: [methionine synthase] reductase (NADPH) activity; flavin adenine dinucleotide binding; FMN binding. Gene Ontology annotation, cellular component: cytosol. Lineage: Eukaryota; Fungi; Ascomycota; Dothideomycetes; Mycosphaerellales; Teratosphaeriaceae. Bases 1 to 2052 code for a protein of 683 amino acids. The transcript is spliced from 2 exons. The record is from RefSeq and is a predicted model, not a curated record.
AUGUCCGCACACCAGACCGACCAGCCGUUCAUACAGCGCACUUCCUUUUCCACCACAUUGGCCCACCGACACAAAAGCAUACCCAACAGCUCUUCGAGUGACCCCAACAACCCCGUCCCCUGCGAGCCCAAGAGCACUCUUCGACCCGUCGCCACCAUGCCGGGCCAAGACAGCGUCGAGUCGAGCCCUCGGAGUAGUGGCGACACUAGAGACAUCCUCAACGACGACUCGAGCGAUCUCGACACCGACGCGUCCACUCCGCCGCAAGUGUUCCUUGAUGGCGAAGCAGAAGAGAAGUCAGACAAAAUGGCCCCUCUCCCACGACGCAUGUCCGAAUCGCAAAGUCAGCCACGCAUCAGGAGAGCAAGCGUCACCUAUGGCGCCAACUCCGAGGAGAUUAAGCGUCUGCUCGGCGAUGGAAAAGGCACAACCUUCUUGGAGAGAUACUGCUGCGGAAAGGGCUGCUGCAAGCUGCAAGCACUACGCCCGACGGAACAGGUCUCCAUGCCCGCCCUCGACAACGACGCUUUUCGCUUUCUCGGCGUCAGCAUCGAAGGCCUCAACCUCGACACCAACCUGACCCAGCUCCCGGACAUGCCCGAGCAAAACAUCACUUUCUCAUCAGUCCGAAGAGACUCCAUUCCUGACAAGUUCCCGGCCGAAGCGCGUCACCGUCACGACGCAGAAACCGUACGAACGUACCCACCCGAAUACAUGAAACCUCAUCCACCUUACAGCAUCUUCAACGCACCCGUUUACGGCGCUCGCGAGCUCACCAAGCCCGGUGCGGAAAAGCGCACCUUCCAUUUCGACAUUGAUGUCACCGACUACCCCGAGGAAGGCGGUGUAGAUUUCAAGGUCGGCGGUGCUGUUGGCGUCUGUCCACCUAACGAUCCCGCCGUCGUCGAGGAGCUCCUAGACCACCUCGGCAUUCCGCGAUUUCAACGAGACAAGCCCAUCCGACUCCACACCAAGGGCGGAAGAUGGCCUACGAUCUGGGGAGACGAGGACAGCAGAGAGCUUCUCACCACUCGAAGAGAAGUGCUAACGUGGACUAUCGACAUCUCUUCCACGCCUCCCACCAAACCGCUUCUCCGAACACUGGCAGAGCACGCCACAGACAUUAACGAGAAGAAGAUCCUCAACUACCUUUGCUCCGCCCAAGGCCAAGCAGCCUUCUGCGACCUCCGCACCGGCGCACACAUCACCCUUCAGCAACUUCUCUACGCCUUUCCCUCGUCCAAGCCCUCCCUCGAGGAACUCUGCAAUGUCUCCACCCAGCUCAUGCCCCGCUUCUACUCCCUCUCCAACGACCCUCACGUCUCCUCCGCUCGUGACGGCCUAGCAGGCCGCCGCCUCAUCGAAACCGCCGUCACCAUCCACGAAACCCCCGCCCAAGCCGGCACAUUACGCACAGGCGUCGGCUCCGGCUUCCUCGAACGCAUCGCCAAAAAGUUCAUCCAAGCCGAAGUAGACGCCGAGGCAUCAGGAGACCCGUCCAGCACUCCCGGCGCCGCCGGCCGCGCCCUCAACCUCCAGAUCCCCAUGUUCCGCGGCCUCAUGGCCAACCCGCUGUCCAAGGACUACAUCACCGACGGACCAAUGGUGCUCAUCGGCGCGGGUGUGGGCAUGGCGCCUUUCCGUGGCUUCAUCCUCAAUCGUCUGAAGAACGCCAACUGCGCCAACAAAAUCUGGCUCAUCCAGGGCAUCCGCGACAGCAUGCUUGACGAAAUCUACCAGGGCGAACUCGGCGACCACGAGCGCGAGAUCAAGAAAGUAGUGCAGAGUCGUGCGCAAACCGAAGCGCCGCCCCGCAAAGUGGCCAAGUACGUGCAGGAUGAGGUGCGCCUGCAGGCCGACGUGGUGUGGUUCGUCAUCAACUCGCUCGACGGCCGUGUUUUCGUUUGCGGGUCUACGAAGGGUAUGGGCGAGGGCGUGGAGCGCGCGCUCAUCGAUGUGGCGAUGGAUAAGGGGAAUCUGGACCUCGAGACUGCGCGGCAGUUUUGGAAGGAUAAGCAGGAUGGCGGGCAGUAUAUUGCCGAGACGUGGUGA